Aegilops tauschii subsp. strangulata is the source of this 2042-nucleotide messenger RNA. Its product is annotated as UBP1-associated protein 2C. The record is from RefSeq and is a predicted model, not a curated record. Lineage: Eukaryota; Viridiplantae; Streptophyta; Magnoliopsida; Poales; Poaceae. Gene Ontology annotation, molecular function: RNA binding. Gene Ontology annotation, cellular component: nucleus.
CCACCCAUCCCCCCCGCGCCGCUACGCCGCCAAGCCCUAGCUAGGGUUUUGCCCUUUUCCUCCCCCGCCGCCCCCGCCCCCGCCCCCGCCCACAUGGAUCCCUUCUCGAAGAAGCGCAAGCCGGACGAGAACGGCGCGGUCGCCGUCUCCCCCGCCGCCGGUGCUGCCGCGCUCGGGCUCACGCGCGAUGACGUCCUGCGUCUCCUCGACCCGCUGUCCCGCGACCAGCUCGCCGACAUCGCCGCCGCCGCGGCGCUCGCCUCCGGGGUCGCGCUCGAUGCCGUGCGCGCCGCCGCCGACCGCGACCCGGCCCUGCGCAAGCUCUUCGUCCGGGGCCUCGGCUGGGAGACCAACUCCGACUCGCUCCGCGCCAUCUUCUCCGCCUACGGCGACCUCGAGGAGGCCGUGGUCAUCAGCGACAAGACCACCGGCCGCUCCAAGGGCUACGGAUUCGUCACCUUCCGCCACGCAGACUCCGCCCUCCUCGCUCUUAAGGAACCAUCCAAGAAGAUCGACGCCCGCGUGACCGUCACUCAACUCGCGGCCGCUGGCGCGGCCGGUGGGCCAUCCGGUGGAACUACCGGCGCAGGUGGUGUCCCUUCAGCAGACGUCUCACUGCGCAAGAUCUUUGUUGGGAACGUUCCCGCUGACAUGCCAUCAGAGCGCCUCCUCGCGCACUUCGCUUCCUAUGGAGAGAUUGAAGAGGGGCCGCUUGGGUUCGACAAGCUGACGGGCAAGUUCAGGGGCUUUGCGCUCUUUGUGUACAAGACACCUGAGGGGGCGCAGGCCUCACUAGUGGACUCAACUAAGGUAAUCGAUGGGCAACAGCUCUUGUGCAAGCUAGCCAUCGAGGGGAAGAAGGGGAAGCAGCAACCACAACAAUCUGGGCCUGCCGGGCAACAGCAACCACAGAUGCUCCAGGGUGGCCCGCCGGACAUGACGGGUUCUGGGCUUGGGCUAGGUGGAGCGCAGAUGGGUGGGCAAUAUGGUGGCCCUGGGAAUGGUAUGCCAUCGUUCGGCGCAUUUGGUGGUCCCAACCCAUAUGCGAACAUGCCAUCGUCCAUGAGUGGCGGUGGUGGAGCUGGUUUGGGCUCAAUGGGAAAUCAGAUGCAUUCCGGGAUGGGUUCUGCUGGGGCUGGUGCAUUUGGCACCGGCGGGCUGGGUGGUGGUUCAUUUGGGGGCUCAUCUCAGUUUGGUGGUGCUGGUAUGGGGCCUUAUGGUGGUCUAGGCAUGGGUGGGCCUUCCUCACUAUACCGUAUGCAACAGGGCUCAGGUGGGCUGCCCUCAGGCUAUGGCGAGGGUGGAAACUACCCUCUUCCAGGGUCUGGUUUCCGGGGUCAGGACCCUCAAGGGAUGUCACCAGGACCAGGUGGCAGGGGUCCUCCAAUGUACCCCAAUGUGCCACCUUAUUUCUAAGGGACCACGGAAUGAUUGUUUCAUUUGUGAUCGGAGAUGUUCUGAUUGUAGCACCAGUUUGUGCUGCAUUGUAGCACUGUUCAGAUUUAGCUAGUCGGCAAUGUGAAGUUCAAAAAUUGCACAAGUUUUUGUUAGUUGGCAGAAAUGUAUCUUCUGUUUUCAGGUGAGACCCUUCUGAAGAAGGGUUUAGUCUACUGACCUACCCACCUCGCCUAUGCAUUCCGUUUCCCUUGAGGUGGUCCCACAGAGCUCAAAUAAUGAGAUAGGCGUUGGAAAAGUAGUUAUAACAUGAAGAAAUAUGUGUGGGGACUUAUGCCUUGAGCUUGUCAGUGUUGAAUAUGAGAAAAGUCUGCCCCCAUCAGUUGUUGAAGCAUGGUCGGGAGCUGGUCAAGUUUGAUUUUGCUUGGUUUCAACCUGCAGGACAGACUCAGACUCCAAAAGAAUUUCACCGAGCAAUUAAUUUCCCGCCAUGAUAUUGUAACAUGAAUGUCAUCUUAGUUACAACAUAUUCUGGUUUAGUCUCACAUAUUAGACAUUGUGAUUAUUGUGAUACUUGUUAACAUGCCUUAAGCAUUGAUAUACUGUUUUGAAUAUAAUAAAUAUAUGUGCAUGUAUGUUUCACUUAA